This is a messenger RNA of Penicillium concentricum, 2214 nucleotides long. RefSeq lists its product as uncharacterized. The coding region runs from base 1 to 2214 and encodes 737 amino acids. The record is from RefSeq and is a predicted model, not a curated record. Lineage: Eukaryota; Fungi; Ascomycota; Eurotiomycetes; Eurotiales; Aspergillaceae. The transcript has 3 exons.
AUGAGACUGCGGUCGAACCACGUUCUUCCGCCAAUCACGGAGUACGUCCCACGCCGCCGCCGCCAGACGCGGAGUGCAUCCGCACAGGCUGGGACUGAAGCCGCGACCGAAGCGGCGACCGUGACUGCGCUAGAGGUUGCGCAAGAGACCGUGCCAGAGACACAGUCCGCCGAAGAGAGGCCCGCUCCAAAGCGGAAGCCAGCCAAGAGAGCCGGCCGGAAGAAGAAGGCUGCGCCAAAGGGCAAGAAGCCCGCCGCCACUGCGGACUGUGAAGUCGCCGAAUCGCCCGAAACCCAGGAAAACGCCCUUGCGCUCAUUCCAUCUGUGGAGCAACCUGACACCCGUACGUUGCCCCCAAAGCCCACCAGAGCUCCCGCUCGCAAGCGCAUUGUUAGAGGACGAGACAUUUCGGCGGCCUUGCGUUAUGGCAGUGCUGGCGAUCUCCUGAAAAAGGAAUAUUGGAACCCAACUCCAUCUCCCCCGCAGACACCCGUGACGCAAUAUGCCUGGCCGCCUGGAAUAGUCUACAAUAAGCUAAAGCGAAUCCCCUGGUCACUUCCCUGGUCCCCGCCAUCUCCCCCAAGAGCCUGGCCCCACAGACGCUCUCUCCAUAUGACUGAUACCCAGGAUGAACCCGAGCUGACCCGCACGGAAGAACCAUUCUCUAGGAAACGGAACCGAUUGUCCGAAGAUGAUCCGUCGGCAUCGAAACGUCACAAGUUAACACUUCACCCCCCAUCCGGAUUCGAAAACCGUCCUCGUGGCAGCCCUCGCAGGACGUAUGCGGACCGCGCCCGGCGACGCGAAGCGGAAAGGGAUGGACGAAUCGAUCGCACCAUUUACCGUUUCCCCCAGCUUUUGGCUCAGCAAGGAGAAGAUGUGAGGUCUGGCAAUUCGAACCCUCCGACAUCUCAUACAAGCGAAGAAACCACGCCCCGUGGUAAUGGUGUUGUUCCGUUCUCUUCAUUGCCUUCUGCACUCCCACCAAAUCACAAUCAACCCGAAAACCGACCUGGAUGGCGACAAUGGAUAUUCAGCUCAGUGACUGGUCUUUGGCGACGAGACAACGCGCCCCAAACUCCAGAGGUCCCACAAGUGGCUGAACCUCAACAUCUGGGAAAUGAAUCUUCAUCUUCUAUCGCAACACCUUUAUCAGCUCCACCUUCCUCCGCCCUUGUACCACAGAGAAAUUUCGAAUCCCCCACUCCACGCCCGCGCAUUGCAGAGUCGCGAACCUCACACUCGCGUCUGACAGCCAGCGCACGUGCUCCACAAGUCGGCAAAAGAAAGAAAUACUCCUAUGAUUUGGACCCACCCGGGUUUGAUCCAGAACUGCUCGCGCGAAUGCGUGCCAGGAAGUCGAAUCCUGAGGAUCUCCAACCUGUAACUUCACCAGAACAAGUUCGUGCACGCUACGAGAAUGAAUCGAAGAAGCGCAAGCGAUCAGCAUCACCCGAUGUCAUUCCACACCCUCCAGGAUGUAGUUACGGGUUUGACCCAGAUUACUUCAUUUACGAUGAUGAGGAUGAGGACUUGCCCACAGGCGAGCAGGGAAGUCAAGAUACCAAAGCCAAACAAGCUACAGUCAGCGAUGUACCGGAAGAGGAGCAUGUUUCCAAGCGUGUGCGCUCUGACAAUACCCUCCUGGAAAAUGAACCGGAGGAACAUAUCUCCAAGCGUGUGCGUUCUGAUAACACCCACCUGGAAAAUGCACCGGAGCAACAUAUCUCCAAGCGUGUGCGUUCUGACAAUACCCUCCUGGAAAAUGAACCGGAGGAACAUAUCUCCAAGCGUGUGCGUUCUGACAAUACCCACCUGGAAAACUUCAAACACCCGGUCGCACAACAGACCGAAUAUUCUGCCCAAGAACUGCGAAAGGCCCGUGAGCAGGCCGAACAGUACAAGCCCAAGACGCCUAGUCGUCUGCGAGCAGCUCACCGUUUCUCGACCAGCUGCACUGAGCUCAUUGAAGAAGACGAAGCUGACCGUCGUCGAAAGAUGAGAAAGACGUCCCUCGCGAAGGCUUGCCCCACUGGGGAUCUCAACCACAUCAUCUGGCCGGAGACUGAGCCAUGGGUGGACCGUUUCGACUGGGGCCUCCCUGACCUCGAUAAGUGGAUGACCAUGGGCCCCAAACAUUGGACAGAUGAGCUUGUCGAGGAUUACCACCAAUUGUUUAUGGCAAAGCUUGCCGAGAAGCGUGCCCAGAACUAA